Messenger RNA from Trichoderma breve, 1761 nucleotides. Its product is annotated as ABC transporter domain-containing protein. The transcript has 6 exons. Gene Ontology annotation, molecular function: ATP hydrolysis activity; ATP binding; ABC-type transporter activity. NCBI's taxonomy places the organism in Eukaryota, Fungi, Ascomycota, Sordariomycetes, Hypocreales, Hypocreaceae. Gene Ontology annotation, cellular component: membrane. Bases 1 to 1761 code for a protein of 586 amino acids. The record is from RefSeq and is a predicted model, not a curated record.
AUGCAUCCCAAUGAUGGCCAAAACAAUGGGGCCGCAGAUCUGGAAAUGAACCGCAUUCAAAGUACUGUGUCAGCCAAUGACAUUGUCUCUUCGUUAGCAUGGCACAACCUCAGCGUCGUUGUCAAAGACCACCAGACAGGCCGUCAGUUGUCCAUCUUAGAUAAGGUGUGCGGAACAAUCAAGGCCGGAGAGGUGCUUGCUAUCAUGGGACCCAGUGGCUCCGGAAAGACGACUCUACUCAACGCUCUAGCGCAUCGGGUGGCUGCUGCUGGAGCCACAACUCAGGGGGACAUUUUGGUGAAUGGUUCCAAGGCGUCCCUGCAAACUAUUCGAGACUUGUCUAGUUACGUAGAGCAAGAAGAUGCUCUGAUUGGUAGCUUGACGGUUCGGGAAACAAUGAUGUUCGCGGCUCGCCUCUCACUUCCAGCAACCGUGACUAAACGAGAAGCAUUUCAGCGCGUUGACGAUCUGAUCGCGAGCUUUGGUUUGCAAUCCCAGGCACACACAAUUGUUGGCACGACUAUGAAGAAGGGUCUGAGUGGAGGCCAAAAGAAACGGCUAGGAGUCGCAAGUCGCUUGGUAACAAAUCCCAAGAUUCUCUUUCUCGACGAGCCAACGAGUGGGUUGGACUCCGCUCUUAGUCUUGAGGUUUGCACUUAUAUCAAGGAUAUUGGCCGCAGGCACAAUCUAGUAAUUGUGGCAUCGAUUCACCAGCCGUCGUCGGCAACAUUUUUGCAAUUCGAUUCCCUCUGCCUUCUAUCUGGAGGACGUACCUGUUACUUUGGUCCGAUCUCUGCCGCAACUGCAUACUUUACCAGCAUCGGACACUCAAUCCCUGCGGAGACAAACCCGGCCGAGUACUUCCUAGACUUGAUUAAUACAGACCUGGAUAAAGACGGAGAGAUUCGCCGUCGAACUCAUCACAUCUGUCAGUCUUGGGCUGCAUCUGAGAAUCAGAAGAGCCUUGAACUCGUCGUACAGAAAUCUCAAGAAGCCGCUUCAAAAGACAUAUUGCAUUACUCUGUCGAACGGUCAUGGAUAAAGUCAUACCGCGAUAUUAUGGCAUAUGGUAUCCGUAUUGUCAUGUAUCUUGGUCUUGCUAUCCUUAUGGGCACCGUUUUUCUCCAAUUUAACGAAGAGCAAAAAUAUGUGCAGCCUUAUAUUAACGCUAUCUUUUUCGCUUUUCUGGAAGACUUUAAUACCUUUAAGCAGGAGCGAGCCAACGGCUUAGUUGGGCCUUUGGCAUUUUUAAUGUCUAACUUUAUUAUUGGCCUCCCAUUUCUUUUUAUUAUUACAAUCAUCUUUUCGGUUGUUGCAUAUUGGCUUAUUGGAUUCCGCUCUGAUGCAUCGACUUUUUUUAUGUGGGUUUUAUGGCUCUUCCUGGAUUUGGUGGCUGCAGAGUCUCUUGUUGUUCUUGUUUCCUCUGUCUUUAAUAUCUUUGUUGUUGCUCUGGCUAUUACCGCCUUUGCCAACGGUCUUUGGAUGUGUGUUGAUGGGUUUUUGGUGCCGAUGAAUAUUCUAAACCCCUUUUGGAAGUACGCCUUUCAUUAUAUUGACUACCAGGCCUAUGUUUUCCAAGGAAUGAUGUACCAGUGCGCAUAUUCGAGCGAUCUGAACUCUGAGGGAAAAUUCCGAGGCAUCGAUGUCCUCCAGCUGUUUAGCAUUAGUACCGGACUUCAAGGAACUUGGAUUGGUAUUAUAAUCGGCAUAAUUGUCGGCUACCGAAUCCUAGCUUAUUUAGCUUUAUUACUACGUAAGUAA